Diversispora eburnea is the source of this 2217-nucleotide messenger RNA. The record is from the annotation of a GenBank genome assembly. Lineage: Eukaryota; Fungi; Glomeromycota; Glomeromycetes; Diversisporales; Diversisporaceae.
AUGUCCAAGGAAGAACAAUCACUUGGACCUCUUUAUCCUAUAAAUUCGGUUACAUAUCCAGACAGAACUAUAGUCAUUCGAUUGUCAAAUAGAUUAUCAUGUCCAGAAAAACCGACAAUUUUUGCGCUUCGUUUUGUGUAUCCAAAUGGUACUUUGAUUGCAAAGAAUUUUGAAAAUAUAUUUUCAACAAUUAAUUUCUGCCCUACAAAUCGAAUAGAUAAUUAUCUUUUAAUAAGAUAUUGGAGAGUUCUAGAUGAUUCGACAACUAUUAUUCAAUAUGCGGGACUUAUUAUUUCUAUUGAUGGAAUUGUAAUUGAGUCCCAGCUUCUAUUAAGUGAUGCACUUAAUAUUGUGAAUACGACAUACUUUUUAAAUCAUGUUUCUACUUUGAGCAUUGGACAGAAAGGAAUUCUUUACGCUUCAGUUGGUAUUUUAAAAUCGCCAUCUAAUUUUCAGUUAGAUGAUUUCAAGCUUUUCACUACAAUUGAGGGAGGAUUUGGUUUAGUUUAUUCUGUUAGUCUAAUUACCAUCGAUAAUAAUACUUUACCAAAUCCGACCACUGCCAUUCUUUAUAUGACCUCUUUACAUUUAAGUCAAGAUAAUUUUUCCACACCUUCAAUAAUAUAUCAAAUAACUGAUCCUCAAGCAAAGAUUAACAUUAAAUCUUGUCGACCGAAUUAUUUAAGUGUUGGUUAUGCUUGUUUCAUUAGUGUUAAUGCUCCAGCAAAUAACAUAGCUGGAAUAUCUGAAUUGAAUUUUUGGAGAUUAAUUUCAUUUUUUUCUACUGGAACAAUUAUUUCUACUGUAGAUUUAGUGAAUAAUUUGGUUAAUAGUUCAAACACCAUUAUUAUUAAUUAUACUUCUGCAUCUUCUUUAUAUUAUGGAGGUUACUUGAUGUCAGGAAGAAAUACUUUAAAAUUAAUACAAGGCUCAAUAUAUGACAACAAUGAAAAUUUUAUUCAAGAUUGGGGAAUACCUUCUUCGGCAAACGUGACAAAUUUUAAUAUGUUAAAUAAUAAUACAAUAUGGGCAGUUUCUCCUUCAGAAGAUUAUUUGGGUGGAUCUUGGAAUUUAUAUUUUAAUGACUUACCAUCUUUUUAUGAUAGCGUUUACUUGAAUUCCGUAAUCAACACAACUUUACCAUCUAUCAAUAGUACAAUACCUUUGGCUAUAACAUCUAUUAAUAUCAAUUAUAAUCUUAAUGUUACUGCUUCGUUACAAAAUAUAUCUAUAUAUCAACGUACUAAUACUAAUUCAGGGGUAAUAGAUAAUCUUCGACAAACAUUGUUCGCUUCUUCACCAAAUGUUCAUUUCGUUAAUGGAUUUGAAGUAUUAAUAGAUGUUUUAUCAUGUGCUUUUAACCAACAAGGAGAAGAAUAUUUUGUGACAAUUGAUGAUAAUUUUGCAAUAUUGAGUAAUUCCAAUGAACCAAUAUUUGGUAUAAAAAAUGGAACUUGGAUAUUUAAAACAGUAUCCGGAUUCAAUAAUUCUUUUACAGACGAUAUAAAUGUUAUUGUUCGUCUUUCCACUGAUGCUUCAGGAUAUUUCAGAAACCUUAAUGACACUGAAAGAUCUUACUUUUUGGAUGAAAUGAGAACUGCUUUUUCAAAUGUGAUUCCGAUAGAUUCAUCUAGAUUGUUUAUAACAAAACGUUAUCAAUUUGAUGGAUUAAACGAUCGUAAUAAAAUAUUGUUAGAGAUAAAAAUUUAUUCAACUAGUGAUCUUACUGAAAGGAAUAGCGAACAGUUAUAUCAAGAUAUAAAUACUUUAAUAACCAAUAAGAGCAUAACUAGUUUAAUGUAUUAUAACAGUACGGCGUCUUUAGAUUCUGAAUAUGGCGCUAAAAUAUUAGUAUUAGGAUAUAUAGAUAUGGUAUCUUUAGAAUUUCUAUGUUCUAAUGUUGGAAUCUUUCAAGCACCUUUCACAUUAACAACUGAACGAUGGAUAUAUUUUGGAACUUUUAUAAGUAUUAUUCUUGAAGAUAUACCUCAAUUGGUGACUGGAUUUAUACCAGUUCAACCUCCUGCAGUAAGGAAUAAGUUUAGAGAAAGUGAUAGCAUUAUCAGUACUGGUAAUGGAGGAGGUAACAUUCGAAGACAAUCAUUUUUAGCUCCACCAUUAUCAAUUAAUUCUAGUAAUCCUGGUAAUCCCGGUGAAGAUGUAAUAAUAGUUCCAGGAUCUCCGGGGAUUGGAGUCGGAAGUGCGAAAUUUAAAUGA